ACACCCAACAGCCCUUCCCCUCCGGAAUUUCCUUUGAUUAGAAGAAUGGUUUCUUAUAAAUACCUUUCUUGAAGCCACCCAAAUUCAUUUGCCCCCGUUGCCUCACGCAACAGCAACUCAGGAUAUCGAAUAUGUCCUCGAUGAGCUUGAUAAAGAUAACAUGGUCUGCUAUGACCUUCUUGGCUCCCCUCCAUAUCUUAUUCUAUUCUGUGCUGCUCGGUACGGAGCUGUACCUUUCGUUCGUCAUGUUAAAGGUGUGCCACCAAUCAUUACCGAGAGCCGCUUUCACGACGCUUCUAGAGCGCAUCUUUCCGAUAUACUUUCGCGAUCAGGUCUUGCUCAUUUUGUUGACGGCAGUGACCAUUCCCCCGUAUGGUCUAUUGACCUUGCUAGAAAGCAAGGCAAACUGGAUCCCAUUCUUCAUAGCAGGCGUCACUGCGCUUUUAAACAUGGUAGUCUAUGGACCGCGGACGCGCCGGAUGAUGAUUGAUCGGAUUCGCCAAGAAACAAGAGACGAGGAGAAAUCGAAUAACCCGAUCGAGCCAGAUGGUGAUAUGAAGGCUCUGACAAGGUCCUUCUCUCAUAAUCACGCGAUGAGCAUCCAUCUAAACCUGGUUUCAAUAGGGGCUAUGGUUUGGUGGGCUUGGAAGCUCGCCUCGCGACUGGAAUGCUAGUCGUGGUAUGGAUAAGACCUAAGGACAGAACUUCAGAUACAUCUAAUCUGCUUUUUGUAGUAGGAAGAAUGCGGUAAGGGGCCGGAGCUGGUUAAGUGCGACCCUUUCGAGGAUGAGAUUAGUGAAGCUGGGUCGAGGGACUUCGAAUCGGAUGGGAUUGGGGACUGCUUAAGUGCGUUUAGGGAGGAGGAUUCGAGAGAGACAAAUAUGAUGUUUACCUAGCUUUUUACCUACUCACACGACUAGCUACCAAUUCUUGUCGACGCCUUUACUUCGCACCAACAGCGCGCUAGAUAAAGAGUGUUGAAAACUCAUAGGAAUAGACUGCACCUUGGUUAUUAUAAUAAAAGGA
This is a messenger RNA of Annulohypoxylon truncatum, 1026 nucleotides long. RefSeq lists its product as uncharacterized. The transcript is spliced from 2 exons. The record is from RefSeq and is a predicted model, not a curated record. The coding region runs from base 132 to 674 and encodes 180 amino acids. Lineage: Eukaryota; Fungi; Ascomycota; Sordariomycetes; Xylariales; Hypoxylaceae.